UAAUAUUUUCGGCCCAAAGAUUGAUCCAGCUCCACCUCAGGGGUCCGGUACAGCGUAGAGAGGCGGUGAAAAGGAAGGGAGCCAGCAAAUUAACGAGGCAAUUUCAGAAAUCGAUACCUGAGGACGAGGAGACGGGACGAUUGCUUCACGUGAUAACGGGAAGUUGAUACAAGAAGACAUGGAUGAACAACAAAGGUUAGGUAUUUUGGGCAUUAGAGGGAAUAACUAUGUGGCCAACGAUAUAAACAAAAUUCUGAGGGGGUUUGAGUCGAUGUCAAACAAACUCGAAGAUCUGAGCAGUCGUGUACAACGUAUGGAGGAGGAGUUGCAGAAAAUUCAAAAAAAUCAACCUGAGUUUCCUCUUUUCUCAGCUGAGGAAUCCAAAGAGAUACCUUUUGACCAAAACUUAGGUCUACCUGAGAUGCCUUUUGACAAAAACUUAGGUCUACCUGAGAUACCUUUUGACCAAAAUUUAGGUCUACCUGACUUCCCUGAGAAUUUUAAAGAUCUUAAAGUCUUUCGGGAGUGGAAGAAGUGUGUAGAUUCAUGUUUUAAGUAUCAUAAAAUCCCUCGCGAAAGGCAAGGACAACUUGUAGCCGAGACAUUCCCAAAGAAUUUCCCAUGGUGGGAACAAAUCCAAAAGCUAAGCCGGCGAAUCGAUAACAAUGAUAAGGUUACGUGGAAAGAGAUUAAGAAGAUGUUUAUCGUUCAAUUUUUUUCUUCAGAUUGUUUGCUUUCCAACAAGGACCGAUCGUCUCCUCCUCCUAAGAAUAUAGACUAACCAUAUUAUACUUUUGAUUCGGUUACAACUAGUUAGCAUUCAAAACUACUCAACAAUGUAAGGGGCGUUUGGUUCAAACUUUCUAUUUGACUGUUUUGGAAUUUAGCAAAUGAAAUGGAGUUGCAUGUAUUUGGAAUUUAAGGAAAUUAAAA
This is a messenger RNA of Lactuca sativa (garden lettuce), 933 nucleotides long. Lineage: Eukaryota; Viridiplantae; Streptophyta; Magnoliopsida; Asterales; Asteraceae. The record is from RefSeq and is a predicted model, not a curated record.